Molecule: messenger RNA, 2462 nt
Organism: Camponotus floridanus (Florida carpenter ant)
Lineage: Eukaryota; Metazoa; Arthropoda; Insecta; Hymenoptera; Formicidae
Gene: sim
Product: single-minded homolog 2
Exons: 9
Coding region: 144-2408 (754 amino acids)
Biological process (GO): regulation of transcription by RNA polymerase II
Cellular component (GO): transcription regulator complex; cytoplasm; nucleus
Molecular function (GO): protein dimerization activity; RNA polymerase II transcription regulatory region sequence-specific DNA binding; DNA-binding transcription factor activity, RNA polymerase II-specific
Source: RefSeq, a predicted model, not a curated record
AACCGAAGUUUAGUUUUGCUUAAGACAACCUAAGUUGCAUCGUUCUUGUCCCCCGACCCGGUCCUUUCGCGGUCGACAGGGAUGAUUAUGAUUCUCGGAAUCGGUUUCGGAAGAUAUUUCGCGCCUACAAGUGACCAUGCGUUAUGCCGUAUCUAACCGACAUUUUGAACAUAACAAUAAGUAAAAUUUCCAACGUCAAAGACACAAUCCUCAACGUCAUGAACCGCGACAGCCCUUCAUCAGACACAUUGGAUUUGAGCUCGCAUCGUUCGUACUGUCUUCAUAAUAAUAAUAAUUCAAUCGGUAGCCACGCCACAUCCGGACAUCCGCAGGAAAUCGUGAUGAAAGAAAAAAGCAAGAACGCCGCGCGAUCGCGCCGAGAGAAAGAGAAUACGGAAUUUCAGGAGCUAGCGAAGCUGCUACCUCUUCCAGCCGCCAUUACGACACAACUGGAUAAGGCCAGCGUCAUCAGACUCACGACUAGUUAUCUUAAAAUGAGAGCUGUUUUCCCUCAUGGUCUCGGAGACGAAUGGGGCGCUGCACCGCCGCCCAACAAUCCUUUAGAGGCAGCUAUCAAGGAAUUAGGUUCUCAUCUUUUACAAACACUGGAUGGGUUUAUAUUCGUCGUGGCGCCUGAUGGAAAAAUUAUGUACAUUAGCGAGACAGCUAGCGUGCACUUAGGUUUGUCCCAGGUGGAAUUAACAGGAAAUAGUAUAUUCGAGUAUAUUUAUCCGGAUGAUCGCAACGAGAUGAUUUCCGUGCUGAAUCUUCCGCAGAGCCCCGCGGAGCUCGCGGGUUUCACAUUUCCACCACCGAAUUCGCGAGGCGAGAUCGAGCUGGAACGUGCCUUUCUCCUCAGAAUGAAAUGCAUUCUGGCGAAAAGAAAUGCGGGUCUUGUCACGGAAGGAUACAAGGUCAUACAUUGUUCCGGUUAUUUAAAGUGUAUCGUGGAGCUACCCAUCGGAUCUGAAUACGAGGACGGUAUUAGUCGUUGUGUCCGUAAUGUCGGUCUAUUGGCGGUUGGCCAUUCGUUGCCGACAAGUUCUAUAACUGAAAUCAAAUUGCACCACAACAUGUUCAUGUUCCGGGCAUCGCUCGAUUUGAAGCUCAUAUUUCUCGAUGCACGGGUAGCGCAAUUAACAGGAUAUGACCCGCCGGAUCUCAUAGAGAAGACAUUGUACCAUUACGUUCAUGGUUGCGACGUCUUGCAAUUACGACAUGCUCAUCAUAUUUUAUUGCGCAAAGGUCAAGUGACGACGAGAUACUACAGGUUUCUGACCAAGACCGGUGGCUGGGUAUGGAUGCAGUCAUACGUGACCAUUGUGCAUAAUUCAAGAAGUUCGCGACCGCACUGUAUCGUCUCCGUAAACUAUGUGUUGACGGCCACCGAAAGUACCGGUCUCAUCCUGAAUUGCGAGCAAAAGUCGUCGUGUUCGAGUCCCGGAAAUCCGCCGAGCGCUCCCGUUUCAACACCUACGAUUGGCACGAAUGAUUUGGACAAUCACAGUCCGAGUCCGCCUUCUUAUCGUAGUAGAACCAAGGAACCACCCGACACCGAUUAUGCCGAUAGCUCUGGCUAUCCGAAUUCGGAAUAUAUGACGGGUUCGACGAAUCAUAAUCAUUACCUGUCGUCAUCGCCGUACGCGUCCCACAUCAACGGUGCAACUCACGAGGACAGCGCUUACUAUAGUCCGGAUUUAUUCUAUCAAUAUAGUGAUCUCCACCAAGAUCCCGUAAACACCCUGCAACACCAACAAGAGACGCAUCAUCAGCAUCUUUUGCAUCACGCCACCUCCUUGACUAUUCAACAACAGAGUCCGCAGAAUAACCAGCAAAAACGACAGCAUCCUCAGCAUCUGCUACAUCAGGCAAACCCUCUGACAUCUCUUGAACAGCAACAACAACAUAGUCCUCAAAGUGGCCAACAGAAACGACCUUAUUCAACGUCCUCGAGUUCUUGCGGUAGUACCGAUGGUUUGGAUGUGCACUUGACGAAUUCUCUGCUACCAUCUGGAUAUCAUUCAUCGCAUCAUCAUCAUCACAUACCACCGGAUUCGACGUCGUCGACGACAUUAAACGAAGCAGGUGGCGUCAUCAUGUACCCGAACUGUGGUUUCAAUAAUAACGAAAGCUACAACACGCUUCAACAUCACGAAGGCUACCAGCAAAAUCAUUCUUGUAGUCAGCCUCACCACAGCAAUGGCAAUGCAACGGUAAAACAUCCUCAUCAGCAUCACCUCGAGACAUCAUCGACCGGCUACACCAGUGUCAUUGUCGAUUCCCAACAGUAUAGUCCUAGCACUGUUUCUCAGGAUUUACACGCGCAUCAAACAGCACCAGUCAGUGGUGGUACGCCACCUUUGCACCAUCAGGCUCAUUAUGAGACGCACCAUCAGUUUGUUCACUGACAUCAAUUUGAGGUGCCUUGCACGUAGCACUUCGACGCCGCUUGCGACGAUGGC